GGAACUUCAAUAAGAAGAAGAAAGGAGCAAUAAUUGCCAGCUCUGCUGUAUUGGGCAUUGCGAUGCUAAUGUUAGGAAUGUUAUCUUGCAUACGGAGGAGGAAUCAUGGGAAGCACAAAAAUUUUGAAGAAGUAAGGAAAGAAGACAUGGAAUUACCAAUAUUUGAUUUGAGUACCAUAGCACAUGCCACUGAUAACUUUUCGAGCAAUAACAAGUUGGGAGAAGGAGGCUUCGGAGCUGUAUACAAG
Dovyalis caffra is the source of this 248-nucleotide messenger RNA. The record is from the annotation of a GenBank genome assembly. Lineage: Eukaryota; Viridiplantae; Streptophyta; Magnoliopsida; Malpighiales; Salicaceae.